AUGAUGAUCGACAUUUGUGUUCCGUUUGAGGAUUGGGAGUACAAUGCUGUGGGACACCAUAGAUGUUAUUUUGUGGUUGCAGAGAGUAUUCUAAUGAUUUAUCUCACAGUUUUGUACUUUCGAAUGCGGAAAAUCAAAACACCAACUGAGAUGUAUAUAAGGAAUUUGUUGAUAAUCGCGUGGCCUCUCAUCCCAAUUCGUCUCUUCAAAACCGGCUUCACCUUCUUUUUCCCACUUGAAGCAUCUCAAAGUUACCUUCUCUGCAUCUUUUUGCGGAUUGAAACAACGCUUCAGUAUUUUUUCAAUCUGGCUCAUCUCCUACUGGUAACCUAUUUUGCCCGGCAAGUAUCGAAACAUAGAAGUGUCAGUUUCGAGGUGACGACAAGAAUGAGAAGAACUUUGGUCGCAUUCAACUUAUUCUCCUUCAUAAUUUCAACUCUUUUGGUGAAUCUACAAGUUUCCAGUGGAAUUGUUAAGGUCUUCAGUUGUAUUUAUGCAAUUCCAACUGUUAUUUUCUUGCCCGUUUACGUCGUCAUUCAUUUUGUGGCAAAUAUCAAAGGUUCAUUGAAAUGUUUCCGAAGAAAAAAAGAAGGGGAUGAGAACGAUUUCAGCUAUUUUUAUUUCUAUGCUCUUCAGUUUUUCACAUCAUGGGCACAUGUCUAUCAGUUUUGUGUGGUCCAAACCUUCCUCAUUCCUGCAAUCUUUCCUGCAUUCGCUGGAGAUUAUCUAAUCACCUUCCGUUAUGUGUCAGGCGUGCUUGCUGUUCGAUUCAUGGUAUCCAUUAUUUUCGCGGCGGGUCCAAUGAUUCUUCUUCCACCCGUUCGACGUCAAAUUUUCAGACCAAUUUUGAAAUUGAAACAGGAUAGAGUGGCGGCAGUUUCGGAGCCAAGAUCUGCAGAUCAGAUUCAAGUUACUUUUGUCAAUUAG
This is a messenger RNA of Caenorhabditis elegans, 927 nucleotides long. It is a transcript of the gene Y45F10D.15, whose product is annotated as Serpentine Receptor, class Z. The transcript is spliced from 7 exons. Lineage: Eukaryota; Metazoa; Nematoda; Chromadorea; Rhabditida; Rhabditidae. The coding region runs from base 1 to 927 and encodes 308 amino acids. The record is from RefSeq and is marked reviewed.